Molecule: messenger RNA, 2095 nt
Organism: Fukomys damarensis (Damara mole-rat)
Lineage: Eukaryota; Metazoa; Chordata; Mammalia; Rodentia; Bathyergidae
Product: SEC14-like protein 3
Exons: 12
Coding region: 118-1320 (400 amino acids)
Cellular component (GO): nuclear speck; cytoplasm
Source: RefSeq, a predicted model, not a curated record
GAGGCACCUGGGGCCACACCCCGACAGAGGCAAAAGGCCCCAGCUGGCUCUCGGCGGACAGACUAGGCUGGACCUCCGCUCAGCGGCAGCCACCCCUCCCCCUGCCGAGCCAGCACCAUGAGCGGCCGAGUUGGAGACCUGAGCCCCAAACAGGCAGAGACCCUGGCCAAGUUCCGAGAAAAUGUCCAGGACGUGUUGCCUGCGCUGCCCAACCCUGAUGAUUAUUUCCUCCUCCGCUGGCUCAGAGCUCGGAGUUUCGACCUGCAGAAAUCGGAGGCCAUGCUCCGCAAGUACAUGGAGUUCCGGAAGACCAUGGACAUUGACCACAUCCGUGACUGGCAGCCCCCAGAGGUAAUCCAGAAGUACAUGCCUGGGGGCCUGUGCGGCUACGACCGUGAUGGAUGCCCUGUGUGGUACGACAUCAUCGGGCCACUUGACCCCAAAGGGUUGCUCUUCUCAGUCACCAAGCAGGACCUGCUGAAGACCAAGAUGCGGGACUGCGAGCGCAUCCUGCACGAGUGUGAUCUGCAGACAGAGCGGUUAGGGAAGAAGAUCGAAACCAUCGUGAUGAUAUUUGACUGUGAGGGCCUGGGGCUGAAGCACUUCUGGAAACCUCUGGUGGAAGUGUACCAGGAGUUCUUUGGCCUCCUGGAAGAAAAUUACCCAGAGACCCUGAAGUUCAUGCUCAUCGUGAAAGCCACCAAACUGUUCCCUGUGGGCUACAACCUCAUGAAGCCCUUCCUGAGUGAAGACACCCGCAGGAAAAUUAUAGUGUUGGGAAACAGCUGGAAGGAAGGUUUGCUGAAACUUAUCAGUCCUGAAGAACUGCCUGCCCACUUUGGGGGGAGCCUGACUGAUCCAGAUGGAAACCCCAAAUGUCUAACGAAGAUCAACUACGGUGGAGAGAUCCCCAAGGCCAUGUACAUGCGGGACCAGGUGAAAACCCAGUACGAGCACUCAGUGCAGAUCAGCCGCAGCUCCUCACACCAGGUGGAAUAUGAGAUCCUGUUUCCAGGCUGUGUCCUCAGGUGGCAGUUUGCGUCGGAUGGCGGGGACAUCGGUUUUGGGAUUUUCCUGAAGACCAAGAUGGGGGAGCGGCAGAAGGCCGGGGAGAUGACGGAGGUGCUGCUCAGCCAGCGCUACAAUGCCCACAUGGUGCCGGAGGACGGGAGCCUCACCUGCUCAGAGGCCGGCGUCUAUGUCCUGCGCUUUGAUAACACCUAUAGCUUUGUCCAUGCCAAGAAGGUCAGCUUCACUGUGGAGGUGCUGCUCCCGGACGAGGGCAUGCAGAAAUACGACGAGGAGCUCACUCCUAUCUAGGCGGCCUCUCUGCUGCUUAAAGAUCCCAGGCUGUUUCCUCUUUAAUUGCCCUGCCUUCCACCCCUCACACUGAUCGUUAGUCCUAACUCUGGGACAUUAGUAAGUAGAGAGAAAGAUUUCCUGGGGAGGCUUCAUCUGUGGUGACCAAGUCAGGAAAGAUAUAAAAAUGCACAGCGCUUUUUUUAAUGCACAUGACUGAAGAGGGAGAAGCAAGAGGCAGAUGUCACUGAAACUCAAGAAUAGGUCAAUAAAAUUGCCCAGCCUUCAUCCCUGCCUGUCCUAAGGCGUUUGUGUGUGUGCCUCGGUUCCUUCCCUGUGGGAUGGGAGAAACUUGUGUCGAGACUUCUCUAAGUCCUUUCUACCUGCACUCACUAUCGGGUGGAUAGUCCGAGUGUACUAAGAGUGGGGUGGAGGACCUGAACUGUAGGAUAAGGGAUUCAAGCGUGGGGACCACGAGGAGGGAGUUUCAGCACCUCGGACAGGAGCCCAGUGUGGCGGGAGUGGCCGUCUGGAACCCCGGGCGGUCCAGCUCCCAGAUUUCCUUCAGCGGCUUCCUCUUGGGAGGCCACUCACAGAAGCUCUGGUGCCUCUCACAGGAAACACUCUCAUCGGAUGUCUGACUUGGGACACGUGUUUUCUUCCGUCCAUCCUUGCCGCCCUCACUUCCUCCCUGUGGAGUUCACCGCUUAUAUAUUAAGCAAUUAGAGGGGCUUUCUUCAAAGUAGAGGAAGUCGCAUCUGACUCUACUGCUGCCUGGCAUAAUAAAAAAUAAUCA